This is a messenger RNA of Dictyostelium purpureum, 2079 nucleotides long. RefSeq lists its product as uncharacterized. The annotation marks the transcript as partial. The record is from RefSeq and is a predicted model, not a curated record. Gene Ontology annotation, molecular function: phosphatidylethanolamine N-methyltransferase activity. The transcript has 5 exons. Gene Ontology annotation, biological process: phosphatidylcholine biosynthetic process. NCBI's taxonomy places the organism in Eukaryota, Evosea, Eumycetozoa, Dictyosteliales, Dictyosteliaceae.
AGUAAUAAUAAUAUAACAAGUGAAGAAGAAUAUGAAGAAGAGGAAUCAAUUGAAGAGGAAAGCAGUGAUAAUAUUAAUGUAAAUAGUAACAGCAAUGGGUUAGUUAGAUUAAGAAAGAAAAUAAAUGAAACAAUUGUCGAAAGCAGCGAUGAUAAUAAUAUAAAUCAUAAAAACCAUAAUAAUAGUAGCAGUGAAACUAGUAAUAUACCAAAAUUAGCUAAAAUGGUUGUAUCAAGCGACAGUGAAUCAGAACAAUCAAAUAAUAAUAGUGAUGUAUUAAUAGGGGUAUGUCCAGAUGGUACCAGAUUCGCAUUACCAUACACAAAGAAUCCACUUACUCUUCAUCCAGUUAGCGAGUGGUCUUUCUUUGAUUAUGCCAAAAAUGCUUCAUUACUCAGUCUCUUAUUAUUAUUUUUUAAUCUUCCAGGUUGGUUUUUUAUUGCCUGGUUUUUGUUUUGGAGAUUCGCUUAUAAUAUUGGUCUUGGUUUAAUAUUAAGAUAUCAAUCAAAUACAAACUUUUUAACUAGAAUCUUUAGAACAAUUUCAAAACCAGAUCAUCCACUUUAUAAUUAUGUUAAACAAUUUUGUUCAUCAGGUAUGAAGAGUGAUUACGAUUUUGAUAAAACUCCAGCUGAAUAUAAUGCAUGGUUAGCUUAUAGAAAUGUUGUUGAUAUUGUUUUAGCCAACGAUUUAGUAACCUAUGUUGUAUUUGCAUUGGCCUAUUACGAAUUCCCAAAGGACUAUAGUUGGACUAUUAUUCCAUGUUAUUUAUUAGGUAUUUUCUUAUGUGCUUUUACUUUUUGGGCUAAAACCGAUGCAUACCGUGUAGUUAAAGAUUUUGCCUGGUAUUGGGGUGAUUUCUUCUUUUUAGUUGAUCAAAAAUUAACUUUUGAUAGAGUAUUCUCAAUUUCACCACAUCCAAUGUAUACUAUUGGUUAUACAUUUUAUUAUGGUUUAAGUUUAAUCUCACAAAGUUAUACAGUACUUUAUGUUAGUUUAUUUGCUCAUUUUUGUCAAUUAUUAUUUUUAGUAUUAGUCGAAGAUCCACAUAUUCAAAAGACUUAUCCAGAAAUUGCAGAAGAUCCACACAUUACCAGAGAAAAGGUUAAAACCUAUUUUGGCCAUGAUUUAGUUGUUGUAAAGAAUUUCCAAUACUUUAGAGCUGCCGAUCUUUUCACUCUCUUAAUUGCUGUAUAUACUCUUUCUCUUAAUCUUUUCAAUAUCCCAACUUGGUUCUAUAUUGUUCAAGCUAUCUUUUGGAGAUGCAUGCUCAGUUUUGGUCUUGGCUUAGUUUUAAGAUUACAAUCCAAUUGUCAAUGGUGGACCAAUAAAUAUCAAUUCGAUCUUGGUAAAGAUAAAUAUAUUGCCUUUGAAAAUUGGAAAAAUAUCUAUAAUUUAUGUUUAAUUAUGGCACAUAUUUCAUUUACUUCAUGUUUCUUCAAAUAUGCUCAAAUUGAUUUUAACUUUUUCGGUUCAAUCUUUUGGAGACAAAUUUUGGGUUUAAUGUUAAUUUUAAUUAAUCUUUGGAGUUCAUUCUCAACCUACGAAGUAUUAGGUGAAUUUGGUUGGUUCUAUGGUGAUUUCUUUAUUGAAGAAGUUCCAUCUAAUCUCUAUUAUACUGGUAUUUACAGAUUUUUAAAUAACCCAGAUAGUACCACUGGUUUUGCAGGUUUUUAUGGUCUUUCAUUAAUCGCAGGUAGUUUCCCAUUAUUUGCUCUUUCAAUUUUCUCACAAGUUGCCAAUUUCCUCUUUAUCAAAUACGUCGAACAACCACACAUGAAGAAACUCUAUGGCAGUAAAAUACGUUCACAAUCUGGUAUUGCCAAAGGUAUUCAAGAAAUUGUCAACGAAUUAACCGAAACCUCACCACCAAUUCAAAAACUAGUCACCAAAACUCGUGUAAUCACUGAACGUGUUGAAAAAAGAGUUACUGAACGUUUCAACUCUUUCUUGGAGGAAUUACAUAGUAAAGGAAUACCUUUAUCUUCAGAACAAUUCGAAAUUUUAAAAACUAAUUUAAAAGAAAAAUAUAACAAUAAUAAUAUUAAUAAUACAAAUUCAUCAAAUAACAAUAGUUCA